This is a messenger RNA of Schistosoma margrebowiei, 2727 nucleotides long. The record is from the annotation of a GenBank genome assembly. Lineage: Eukaryota; Metazoa; Platyhelminthes; Trematoda; Strigeidida; Schistosomatidae.
UUUUGAGGCAGAUACUCAAACGUUUCAUAAGUUACUGUUGCUCACUAGAAUGAAGAAAGAAAAGAAAGACUUGCUAUAUGGAAUACUUGUGGUCAUAGGUGCGUUUUGUCUUCAUUUCAGUUGUGGACAUUUUUAUACUGUUUCAAACAUGGCAACAUACAUAAUGUCAUACAUAGCAGCAAGAGUUGACAAAAACAUCAGUGAUAGCUCAGCUGUAUGGUUAUCUGCACUUGGUCUUGGAUGUCAGGGUAUGGCUAUGCCAAUAGGUGGGUUUAUGGGAAAGAAAUUCGGACCUAAAUCAACAAUGAUUGCCACGUUGAUUCUCGGAAGUGGAAGCAUUCUGUUAACAUAUAUUGUUGUACAGAAAACGUUUAUUGGUGUAGUUUUUACUGUUGGUAUAAUGUUUGGACUGUCGAUGGGAAUUGGUUAUUCCGUCGCAAUAGCUUGUGCAGUCUCUUGGUUUCCUGGAAGAAGAGGAUUAAUUGUUGGUAUAAUUGUUGGUGGAUUUGGAUUGGGCUCCCUAAUUUUCACACCAAUUCAAACUGCAUAUAUCAACCCAUCUAACUUAAAGGUGGAUAGUCAAACAAGGCGUUUCACUGAUCCCGAGCUUCUUGAUAGAGUCCCAAAUGUUUUCUUGGUAAUGGGUUCAAUAUUAGCAGCAUUGCAGUUAGCGGCAUGCAUACUUGUCCGCAUGAAACCAAUCUCAAAAGAAGAACAUGAGGAUGGAAAUGAAGAAGAAGAAGAAGAAGAAGAACGAUUAGAACGUGCAAGAAUUCAAAAUAGUCCAUCUACAGAUUCAAAAAAGAAGAAACUAGUAAAUGGUGAUUCGAAAUUCAAUCGUAACACUGUGGUGGAAGUAAACGUUAAAUCUGGAAAGCUUUUACGUCAUAUCGACUACUAUCUUUUAUUUUUUAUGAUGCUUCUUAACUGUUUUCCAAUAUCUGUUCUUACAAGUUCAUUAAAGAUCUUUGGACAAACGCAUAUAAGUGAUGAUAGGUUUUUAUCAACUAUAACAGCUGUUACUUCCCUUUUCAACUGUGGUGGACGUGUAGUCUGGGGUGCUGUCGUGGAUCGUUUUUCUUUCAAGAUACCAAUCUGCAUACAACUGUGUAUAUGGAGUGUGUUAUUAUUUACGUUUCCUGUUAUUGCAUAUGUAACGGGAGUCGCAUUGAAAGUCUUAUAUGUUAUAUGGGCAUGUGCCUUAUUUUUCUUCUUGUCUGGUGUUUUUUCCAUGAUGCCAGCUGCAACAGGGACUAUAUUUGGUCCAGUAAAUUUAGCUGUCAACUAUGGAAUGGUUUAUCUCGGAUUUGUAAGUUUGAUUAACCAAUAGUUGGCCUAUUUAAUAAUCAUUAAGUUCAAAUACUACACCUUUUGUUUUUAAUUCUUUGUAAAGACAUUUCAUCAUUUUGGUCAACCUUGAACUGUAAAACUAAACAGUAAUACUAUUAAGUUUUGCCGAUACAUGAUGACAUAACAUUUUUGUGGAUGUGUAUUAUCUACAACAGUGUGUGUGUUAAAAAUGUAAAGUGAUUUUACAAAAAAAGUGAAUAACAUUGGUCAUGUAUCGAAUAAACUUCACUGGUUAAUAUUAAAUUGCUAACCAAACACAAAAUUGAGAACGCCCCAGAUAAACGUUCAAAUACAUUGAUGGAAAGUCUUUUUAAGACUUAUGACUAGUGCAUUGACGCCAAACUUAAAUGUGGUUAUCGAAACAUUAUUUUGAGGUAAAAUAAUUUGUAAGAACCGACUCAGAUAUCACGAGUAAAUUUAUGCAAUUUAUGACAACAUAUUUCAUUAUUCAAACUGUCAUUAUACACAAUACCUAUUAAAAACGUAAGCUGAAUUACUACUAUUCACGGUUCAAAGUCUGGUCAUAUCAGAUAGAUGCAAAGACAAAUCAUCGGUUUUCAGAGAACAGUGAUAGAAUUCUCAAAUAAAAGUGAUCUCAACCAGCCGUAACAGUCGAGAUAAGUUUACCAUGCGAAUGAAAAACCGUACAUUCAAUGCUUUUAUCAAUGUUCAUUCAAUGUUAUUAUUUCACAAAGCCUACUCAAUUUAACCAUAAAUUGUUUGUGGGUUCUAAUACCCAUUUAUUUUUUUAAACAGAGACCCGUAAUAAUUUGAUUUAUAAGGAGAUCUGUUAACAAAAAUUCAUCUUAAAAGACAAUUAAAUUACCAUUUAUUUAUGAUCCGUUUGUUUUUAUGACAUUUUGGUGUUUCAAACAAGUCAUUUGGAUCAGUACUUUCUCUUGUGAUGAGUCUUUUCUGGGAAGCAUCUCCUGAAAUCUACUUUACCGUUUCUGGAUGUGUAUGCUUAGCUACUUUUGCCUUAGCCAUAUGGCUUGAUGACAGAAAUUUACCUAGACGUUUACGUUUCAUGAAUUGGUUUUCAAAUCAAUGUUUAUCCAGUCGAGUAUCUAAUCAACUAACAGUUAACACAAGUGAAGAUUUAUGAACUAGACAGAACCAAUAAAUACUACUUAUUUUUAACACUUAUGAAAAUGAAACAUUCAAAACCCCUGUUUCUUUCUUUGCUUUUAUUUAUAAUAGUUAUUUUUAGCGGUGAUUUUUAUCUUGAAAUCAUUAGUACGCAUAAUGCAGCAAAUAAACAAUUACUUUCAGAAUUUUUUUUAUUUCAAUGUACUUCAUUCUUUUUUGCUGACUAUUUUACUCCAAAAUAUUCGUAUAUUCAAAUCUGGAAAUCUUUUUGUGAGGUAAAAAAACGAU